GGCACCCAAUAUAUCGCGCAGCUCCUCUAGCUCCAGUUACAGCGGCGGCGAUUCCCAUGAGCACCUUAAUGCUAGCACAAACUCGACUGUAACAGCCUCGACCGCCCAUCCUGGAAGUGUUUCCAGCAGUCAACGACGCGCAAUGGCCGCAAAGCAGACGGAACAGGAGCACCGCAUCCGUCGAUCGAGAUCAUUACAACUCACCGAGCGCUCUCCAAAUCGAACUCACAAAUCAACCGUCAACGUGAGUGCUGUGACCGCCCAGCAGCAACAGGCGUCAGGAUCCUCAUAUCAGCAACCCCGUGCCUCAGGCGGUGGAGUGUUUCCACCCAUUAUUCGCGCCUCUGCAGCCGCAGCUAAGAUGCAUAUGCAUGUCAACCCGCCUGCGCCGCCGGUGAGAGUGCGACAAAACGAGGCGGACAAGGCGCGCUCCUUUGACUUUGACUACAACAACUACAAUCGCACUGGAGGCGCAAAGGGUACAGGCCGAACGGCUCAUAAAAGUGGCAGCGGAGGAGAUAGCGGAAGCAACCAGAAUCUGCGGGCUGAGUCCCGCUCUUUUGACGACGAUUUUCGCGAAGCAGUGCCUAACAACAACAACGGCAGCAAUGGGAGCGGGUUGAGGUUUCUACAGCUUACCACCGAUUCCGGACACGUGUCGAUGGCCUCUUCGUCUUCAUCCCGCCUGCGGAAGUCCAGUUCACCCGUUAACGCGUCUGGCAUGGAAUCGUCGCGAUCGCCCCAGUCAUCGGGAUCGUCGUCAACCAAUCUCCACCAGCCAUCGAGACAAUCAGGUAGUCCUCAGAGUUACGGGACACGUCUGUGCGACCAUGAGCUCACAUACGAAAUGCUACGAAAAUCUCCGAUCAUGAACUUUCGUCGGGGAGACAGUAGUGACUACGAGCUGCCGCUAAUGCUUCGGAACAGGGAAACCAUCAACUCUGGAGGCAACAGCGAACUCAACUUUAUGAGUAACGAAACGCGAAUCUACGAACACCCGACAACCGUGCUGAAGCCGCAGCACUCGCUCCGCCAAAGUCCAGGGUCACGGGACGACCUUACCCUAGAGGUUGCAGUCGGAGUGGGUGGUGACUAUAUAUACAGGCAGCAGGCCACCCAACCGCGUAGCAGCAGAGCUCCCAUGUUUGGGACAACCACGGCGACCACCAAAAGCUGCAGCAAAACUCUGGAUACCUGCGACUAUUGGCCUCGCUGCACAGCCUGCCAGGGGAAAAAGACUUUUGAAGCAAUUAUGAGGGACCAGUCCGAGGGCACCGCAUCUUCUAUCAAUCUGGAGCAUUGGCAGCCUUACGUCACUUCAGUGACUGUUAACAAAGACCCCGCUGCCCUGAGCACAAAGCAGUCAGGUGUAGACAAAUCUAAUCUGUCGUGGACCUUCUUGUGUAGCGGAAUUGCCACCAUUUGCAAUCGCUUGGCGACAAAGGAAGGUGAAGAGGAAGUGGCGGCAGAGGAGAAGGAUAUUGCGCCCAGAUACAGCCAGGAUGGGCAGGACCAAGACCAAGAGAAGGUCGUAAGCGACAAGUGCCACAGGAGGCGACGCAGUCGGUCUCUACCAAGUCAGAUGCCUCGGAUACAUCAACUUGCGGGAAACCAAAAAAAUGGAAACCAUGGAAAAAGGAUAAACAGUGUCCCUGCUGUCGGAUUGUCUCAGCAGAUGAAGGCUGUAUCCAGUCCCACGUUAUCAGAGCCCUUCAUAGAGCUGCCGCAACAAAAGCCAGUAGAGAACACGGAUGUGGCAGUAGCGGGCAGUAGCGGCGGAAAUGGCGGCGGCGGCCUGGGCGUUUUGCAGAAAUUCAAGCGCACUUUGAACAACUUUAAUAAGAACCAAAUGCACAUUAUUUCGCUACCGCCGUCGCCAACAGUCAGCAAUCCGCCAAAGACGUCGCCUACAACACCGUCAGUGUCCAUCACAGCUCCAGCACCGACGACGACAGUCAGCGAGCCUGGCGCAGAGGGUGGUGAUGCAACCUCAGGCAAAUACCGAUUUGGACCUCUAAUUUGGCGCACGUCUAAGGAGCGGCGAAAGGCAAAGUACAACCGACGUGACAAGUGCAACUCCGGCGAUUCGGGAAUCCAGAUUGAGCUGGAGCAGGAUGAGCAAUACUCUCGUGCGCUAGCGACCAAUAGCCUGGGGGGAGCGGCUGCUUCGCCAAGUGCAGCCGACUUAAAAGUGCGUUCAAUUCGUCGUACCAAUUCGGCAAAGGUGAGCAGCAUUCUCGGACCCUUUGCUGUAAGGGCCAAAAACGCCAGACAUCUAAACAUGGGGGAUUCUGGAAAAGGGGAACGUGAAGCGCCCGAGUCUCUGCCCACAAGAUCGCUAAGCCAACCUAAUGGCCUGGAGUCCUACGGCAUGGUGCACCCGGAUCAAGACGACAGCGACAGUGAUAGUGUCGCGUCGAACGAAGAAGCUAUCAGCUACUACCCAACCAUCUACGCCGAAGUGCUCUACAACUUUACGGCUGGCGGACCACAAGAGCUUGGCCUGGAGCGGGGAAUGCUCAUUGAAAUAUUGCGCAAGGAGGUUGGACCUUGGUGGUUUGGCCGCAUUAAGAAGGAGGACACCAAUCUCGUGGAGGAAAUUCUGGAUCCUGAGCUGGGCUGGUUCCCUAAGGAGUUUGUGCGCAUUAUUCACUGUCCUGAAACGGACAUCUUCUUUAACGCGCACAGGGCUGCCGCUGCUAAGGCUGAGGAGGGCAUAGCUCGUGAGGAUGAAGGGUCCAUUCCUGUUCCAGUUGCGACGUUUGCCGAAGACGGAGACGUAACCGUGACUACGGACCAAAGCAACGUCACCCUUAUUGUCAUCGAAUCGCCACCAAACCCGCUGAGUGCCCAGCUAAACCACAACACAAUCCUGCGCCGAAGUGCUGUGCGUGAACUACUUGACACGGAGAUCAAUUAUGUCAAACUGCUGGCAUCCAUUUGCGAUGGGUAUCUCCCUGCCAUGAGCAAGCGCAUCGAUAUAUUCUCGCCAAACAGCAUUCGCCUCAUCUUUUCCAACAUUACGGCUAUUUAUAAGUUCCAGAGAAAGUUUCUCGAGGCUCUGCGACGUGGAAUCGAACAAAACCAGAUUGCAAAAGUUUUUCUUAAAAUGCACAAAGGAUUUCUAUGCUACUCCAGCUACUGCAACGCUUAUCCCCGAGCCCUAAUAGAACUUGAGACUUACGAUCGCGUAAAGGACGCCCGCACUAUCUUAGAAAACUGCCGCGAGUCAGAAAACCUGGCAGAACUUCCGCUCUCCGCCCACCUGCUGGCACCGGUGCAACGCAUAUGCCGCUAUCCCCUCCAUCUCAACGAGAUUAUUAAGUCGGCAUUGGAAAACGCGGUCAAGGUUGCGGACGAAAUAGAUGGUGGAAAGCCAAGUGCCGCCGCCGACUAUGAGCAACUUGACGUCAGUGAACUGGACAUACCCGACUCCCAAGAUACUGUCAAUUUGGCGCUGGAGGCCAUGCGUGGCAUCACAGAGGCGGUUAAUGAGGGAAAACGGCACAGCGAGACGAUUGCAAGGCACCAGGCCAGCUUUCAGAACUUUAAAGGGCCGCCGCUGCACUUGCACAGUGCUCGUUUCUUCCUGCAGGUCGAUGCGACCCGCCAGAAACAAAAUCUGUGGAACAGCAGCUACACUAUGUUUCUAUUCGAUAACCAGCUGGUCUACUGCAAACGUGAUAUUAUCAAGCGUAGUCAUUUCAUCUACAAAGGACGCAUUUUUUUGGACCGCUGUCGCGUUGUGAACGUGAGGGACGGAAAGAUGUUUGGGCACACCAUCAAGAACUCACUACGCAUCUACUGCGAGUCGCGCGACAAAUGGUACGACUUCAGUUUCCGGUCGGCGAACCGAAAGCACCGCUUCCUAAACACCCUCGCCCUGGAACGUCAGUUUGGAGGCAAAGCUUUAUAUGUAUCGGAAAUGACUGGCUUCGAGUACAAUUACGAGGAACGGCCGGGCGACUGCUCCGACCAAUCGGACUACGAGGCACAAGACUUGGAAUUAGCCGCUACGGGAGCCACUUCUGCUAGUGGUGAGGGCUCGGUGCCGGAGUCACCAGCCAAAUCCGCUUCUCGCCUUUGUGAGACGUUGCCCAAAAAAUCGCAGUCCAGGGAUGGCAUAUCCAGCGCAGACACAGCAAACACUCAAAUAUUGCCCACCACAUCUACAGGUUCGCUGGGAAGGCGCCAUUUCGGCAACUGGUUCCGUAAGCCAAAGAGCGCCAACUGCACACCGAGUCAGUCGCCGACGCACAAGCCGGGAUUUGACGCGGACGCGACGCUGACGGAAGCCCGGGUAGCUGCAAUGGAACUGGCCGAAGCCGCGGCUGCGCUAGUGCCGAUGGACAGUUCGUCCGCGUAAACUCUCGACCCAGUUUAGAUAAGAAUUGCAAAAACCCACAGCAUACAACAUACAAGAUACAAGCUGAUGUACUCGUACAUAUAGUAUAAAAUAUUUGUUACAAUAAUAUUAAAUUCCCUUUUAUCAUAGUAACAGGUAAUUGAAUGCGUGUUACAUUCUGAUUGAGUUUAUGUUAGUGUUACUUUUUAUUUAAUUGAAAAUUAUGUUUGUUUUUGUUUAAACCGUUUGUCGUUUAAAUCCCCAAUGUCUGUCACAGGUUUGUGGACGAGCAAAUAGUAAUGAGGAAUUAAGAAUUGUAUUAAAAAAAAAACAA
Drosophila gunungcola (fruit fly) is the source of this 4679-nucleotide messenger RNA. RefSeq lists its product as uncharacterized. The record is from RefSeq and is a predicted model, not a curated record. Gene Ontology annotation, cellular component: cytoplasm. Gene Ontology annotation, molecular function: protein binding; guanyl-nucleotide exchange factor activity. The transcript has 11 exons. NCBI's taxonomy places the organism in Eukaryota, Metazoa, Arthropoda, Insecta, Diptera, Drosophilidae. Bases 143 to 4366 code for a protein of 1407 amino acids.